UGGAGCCAGCAUGCAGUGCUUUCACAGGAAAAAUGUGCAUCUGCUUCUCACUAUUAUUCAACAAGGUGUGUAAGAAUUUCAAAUCUGUGUAAGAGUGGUUUUCCAAGUGCACAAUAGGAAAACUCUCCUAGGAUUUAUGGGUGAAAUACUGAAGAAUGAACGCCAAGCUUUGCUUAAUCAAGGGGAAGAAAAUGAGAUGGACAUCUUUGGAUACAGGACAAGCACCUGCCGUAAAGUUUUUUGCAUUUUUGGAUAUAUAUUCACCCUUGGAUUCCUGUUGCUUAUAUUCUACUGGAAACCAGAGUGGCAUGUGUGGGCAAAUUGUGUUCCCUGUUCGCUACGAGAAGCCGAUGUUGUGUUGCUCAGAACCACAGAUGCUUUUAAAGAGCAUGCAUGGAAGAAAGUGCUGUCAAUCAAGUUAUCUGACUAUGAGUACAAGUCAUUAAAUGCCAGUAAACAAGAUAGUUAUUCAGUCAUUAAGAAAUCUGUGAUAGAACCAGAUCUGUAUGUUAGAUAUAUACAGGUUCAGAAAAUUCGUUACAUAUGGGAUGACUGUGAGAAGCAGUUUACUAAAGCUGGUGUCCUGGAAGAUCAUUAUACUUGUUCAUCUAUACAUGAAAAUUUUGGGUAUGGGUUUGCAAAUGAAGAGCAGGAUGUCAGGAGACGUAUCUGUGGACCCAAUAUAAUCGAUGUGGGAGUUGUUCCAAUAUGGAAACUGCUUUUUAAGGAGGUGUUAAAUCCUUUCUACGUGUUCCAGCUCUUCAGUGUAUGCCUUUGGUUUGCAGAGGAAUACAUUGAAUAUUCCGUGGCCAUAAUAAUCAUGUCACUAAUUUGUAUCGGUCUGUCUGUGUAUACACUAAGACAGCAAUCAGUUAAACUGCACAGACUAGUUGAAUCUCAUAAUAACAUCAAGGUUUCUGUAUAUGGGAAACAUAAAGGUGUUUAUGAGGAGGAAUCUCAUCGCUUGGCUCCAGGUGACAUAUUAGUGGUUCAUAGAAACACAAUUCUGCCCUGUGAUGUACUCCUUAUUAGUGGGGGCUGCAUAGUGAAUGAAAGCAUGCUUACAGGUGAAAGUAUCCCAGUUACCAAGACACCUCUGCCAAAUACAGACAACACAGAGCCAUGGAAGGUUCAUAGUGUGCAUGAUUACAAAAGACAUAUCCUCUUCUGUGGAACUGAAGUUAUCCAGACAAAGUCUAUGGACCUUGUGAAAGCUGUCGUAAUGAGGACAGGCUUUAAUACAGCUAAAGGUGACCUUGUGCGUUCCAUUCUCUACCCUAAACCGGUGAACUACAAGAUGUACAGAGAUGCCACAAUUUUCGUUGGUUGUCUGAUUGGUUUAUCCAUGAUCGGGAUGAUAUAUGCUAUUUGUGUAUUCACUUUGAGUGGGGCUGAAGCUGGAGAGGUAGUGAAGAAAGCGCUGGAUGUUAUUACAAUAGCUGUGCCUCCUGCUCUCCCAGCUGCCCUCACAGCAGGAAUUAUCUAUGCCCAGAAAAGACUGGAGAAAUCCAAAAUAUUCUGUAUCAGUCCCCAGCGUAUCAACCUCUGUGGAACUGUUAAUCUAUUCUGCUUUGAUAAGACUGGAACCUUAACAGAAGAUGGGCUGGAUCUUUGGGGAAUAGUCCCUUCUAAUGGAAACAGUUUUCAGGAUAUAAUUUCACUAACAGAAGAUGCAUCUCUAUCCUGGGGGCCCCUAUUGGGUGCGCUGGUUUCCUGCCACUCGUUGAUUGUGUUGGAUGGACAAGUGCAGGGAGAUCCUCUGGACCUGAAGAUGUUUGAGUUCACAUCUUGGAUGAUUGAAGAUGCUCUGGAUGAUAACUCUGAAGAAUCCAUGCAAUCAAUGACUGUAAAACCAGGUCCUGAUGCAAACAAAGUCACUGUUGAAGGCGUUGUCGUCUUGCAGCAGUUCCCAUUCGCCUCUGGCCUGCAGCGCAUGUCCGUUAUAACCCAAAUCCUCAACGGUAAUGAAUAUGCUGUCUACAUGAAGGGAGCGCCAGAGAUGGUGGCCUCAUUCUGCAUGCCAGACACAGUUCCUGUCAACUUCUCAAAUGAGCUUGAGCUGUACACAAAGCAGGGAUUUCGGGUUAUCGGUCUGGCAUACAAAAAGCUAGAAAUAAAUGAUAGCAUAAAAGUAACUACUUUAAAACGCGACGAGGUGGAAUCUGACUUGUCUUUCCUUGGACUUCUGGUGAUGGAAAAUCGGCUUAAAUUGGAAACCAGGCCAGUAUUAAAGGAGCUUUUUAAUGCCAGGGUCAGAACUGUUAUGAUCACAGGUGACAAUCUCCAGACAGCGGUCACUGUCGCUAAAAAGUCUGGGAUGAUAAAUGAAGGCAGCUCUGUUAUUCUGGUAGACGCCGAGGAGCCCAGUGACUCGAAAUUAGCCUCUAUCACAUGGACUCUUGUGCACGGGGUGAAACCAAAGAGUGUUGAUAAUGUGGGUAUUUAUAUUGACAUUCAAGAUAAAAAAAAGGCAGAAAAUGAAAAGCAUCCUUAUUAUUUUGCCAUGAGUGGAAGCACCUAUCAAGUUAUAUUGCAGCAUUUUAGCAAUUUGCUACAUAAGAUACUGAUAAAUGGAACAAUUUUUGCUCGUAUGUCUCCAGGACAAAAAUCAAGCCUUGUUGAGGAAUUCCAAAAAUUAGGGUAUUACGUUGGUAUGUGUGGUGAUGGCGCAAACGACUGUGGUGCCCUGAAAAUGGCUCAUGUUGGAAUUUCUCUCUCUGAGCAAGAAGCAUCUGUGGCUUCACCAUUCACUUCAAGCACUCCGAAUAUUGAAUGCGUCCCACAUCUCUUAAAAGAAGGAAGAGCUGCGCUAAUUACCUCUUUCUGUGUAUUCAAGUACAUGGCGCUUUAUAGCAUGAUUCAGUACAUCGGGGUGCUGCUACUUUACUGGGAAAAAAAUUCUUUUUCAAAUUACCAAUUCCUUUUCCAAGAUCUGGCCAUAACUACUGUAAUCAGUGUGACUAUGAGUUUGAAUAAAGCCUAUCCGAAGCUGGCGCCCUACAAACCUCCAGCACAAAUGAUCUCUCCCCCCCUGCUCCUCUCUGUGACACUUAACAUUUGCGUCAGUCUUAUUUUACAAAUCUGUGGCUUUCUCAUUGUACACGACCAGCCUUGGUACAGCCCUAAUGAUAUCUUCAAGGCCUGCAAUCCAGUGAAUGAGAGCUACUCCUAUAACUUGAGUAGUAGUAAUAAUUAUACUACACAGGACCAGCCUACAAAGACGGAGUAUCAGAGCUAUCAAAACACCACUGUUUGGCUGCUGGCCACUUUAAAUUGUCUAAUUGUUGCUUUUGUAUUCUCAAAAGGAAAACCAUUCAGACAGCCUAUUUAUACAAACUAUAUAUUUGUAAUUACAAUUUUAAUCCAGUUUUCAGUUUGUCUGUUUCUAUUAUUUGCAAAUAUUGCUAAAUUAUAUGUUGCUAUGGAACUCGUAUGUACCCCUCUCCUAUGGAGAGGUUCUAUUAUAAUUAUGCUGCUCAUCGUAUUAACCGUUUCUUAUGUUUCAGAGGAAUUUAUCAUUGAAAAUAGAGCGCUCUGGAACUUCCUGAAACAGCUGACUAGAUAUAGAUCAAAGAGUCCUUACAAGAAACUGCAACACUUAUUGGCACAAAAUCCUGAAUGGCCUCCAAUCAACCGGAAAGACUAUGCCAUCCCCACUGACCUGGCACUGACAAGUGAAAUGGGAGACUAUAUUAACCCAACUUUUGAGAUCACUGAACAUGUGUAACAUAGUAUAUAAAUUGCGAGAAUAGCGUAUUAGCCAUGAUUGGGUGAGGCAAGAGUUUAUCGUCUGGUAUGUGACCUCAUUUUUAAAACAACAAAUAAUUAAAAAACAUUUACCAACUACUGAAUUUGAAGAAGACUGUAUCAAACUGUAGUUAAACUUAAUCAUUUUAACUACAGAAGUGAUACCAAGCUGCUAAUUUGAUUAUUGAUCAACCUUCCCCAUUAACAUUAGUACAAUUAGUGAGGAUUUUAAUUGCUUUCGCCGGCGGCUGUCACUGCCGGGUACCCAAUGGAGCAAUUCAAUUGUUGCUCCAUUUGGGUGCGAACAGCUGCUGGUGCCACCAUUUUUGAUCGCUGCCUCCUGAGGUGGCGAGCAGAAAUGCGAGAAAACUGACCCAAAUGGCAAUUUUCGCAUCACACCCAGAACUCGGGUUUAGCCAUUUUACGUCACUAAACCGUGCACUGCACAGCACAAUCAGUACUAAAAAAAAUUACAACUUAAUAGCGCCCCCCGAUGCCCUUUACAUUUGAAUUCCACUUUUAGAAUUGCUUGAUCAUUUUUGAGAAAGCAUUUAAAUUGAUUGUUUAAAUCUUAUUUUUAUUAACCUUAUGUAAAUACUGACAGUACAAAGCCUUAUUUCUAAAUCAAAUUAUGUAAACUAUCAUUAGUGGAUUUUAUCACCACAAAUGGUUUUAUAUUACUGUAUAGUUACAGUAACUAUUUUUGGAAUGCAAUUUGUAUGUGGUUUUAAUAUUCACCAGAGAAUUAAGCUUACUCCAUUAAUCUUGUUUUACUUUUAAUAAGUGGUUGUAAAUAUAGGAUCUUUCAUCCACCUAAUGAUCUUUGCACUGCAAUGAACACCACUGAUCUGACCAACUCUUCCAUACAGGCGAUGCAAAUUUAGCCUUAAAAAUAGGUACAAUUGCAUUAUGGUAGACAUGUGACAUCAUCCUGCUGUGUAUGUCGUAAAUGAUUCUGGACCUAAUUCAGAUCUGAUCACAGCAGCAAAUUUGUUAGCUAAUGGGCAAAACCAUGUGCACUGAAGAGGGGGGGGGGGUUGGAGGCAAUAUAACAUGUGCAGAGAGAGUGAGAUUUGGGUGGGGUGUGUUCAAACUGAAAUCUAAAUUGCAGUGUAAAAAUAAAGCAGCCAGUAUUUAGCCUGCACAGAAACAAUGUAACCCAACCACAUCUAUCCCACCCUCCUAGCACUGAAUACAUGCUGUGCGCGUGCACACAGCAUUUAUUCAGUGACCACCGGCUACUUUGCAGCGCAGAGCAGUGGGUGAUCAAAGGCUCUCCCAACUGCCCCCCGCCUGCGGGACACUGCUGCCCGCCGCGGGACUGACAUCAGGACAGUAGGGAGGUAUGCCACUGUUUGUGUCCUUUUUCUUUUUGUGUGUAUUUAUUUUUUUUGUAGCUUACACACAGUCAAGGGUCUUUUAGUAUUUUGUGACAUUUAUGUUUUUAACCAGGAGUUAGUUAAAAAGUAAAGGGUUGCUGUUAAGAAUGUAUUAUAUACUGUAGCUGUAAAUGGAAAUAUAGAGAGAGUGUAGAUCUUGAAAUCUGUAACUGUAAUGGUCUUGUUUUCUGUGGAGUAUCCUUUUCCUCUUCCCAUAAAUAAAGAUAAGU
Messenger RNA from Pseudophryne corroboree (corroboree frog), 5356 nucleotides. Its product is annotated as probable cation-transporting ATPase 13A4. NCBI's taxonomy places the organism in Eukaryota, Metazoa, Chordata, Amphibia, Anura, Myobatrachidae. Bases 137 to 3727 code for a protein of 1196 amino acids. Gene Ontology annotation, cellular component: late endosome membrane. Gene Ontology annotation, biological process: polyamine transmembrane transport; intracellular calcium ion homeostasis. The transcript is spliced from 30 exons. Gene Ontology annotation, molecular function: ATPase-coupled monoatomic cation transmembrane transporter activity; P-type ion transporter activity; polyamine transmembrane transporter activity. The record is from RefSeq and is a predicted model, not a curated record.